Messenger RNA from Gadus macrocephalus (Pacific cod), 2317 nucleotides. RefSeq names its product piggyBac transposable element-derived protein 2-like. The transcript has 2 exons. The record is from RefSeq and is a predicted model, not a curated record. NCBI's taxonomy places the organism in Eukaryota, Metazoa, Chordata, Actinopteri, Gadiformes, Gadidae. Bases 196 to 1965 code for a protein of 589 amino acids.
CCUUAACGCCUGGUGUCACAAAUAUGCAACAAACUGUUUUAGUCAGUCAACCAGCCGAGAUAGCAUCUGCAUUCCCCCAAUGCCGGUUGGUGCAUAUUCGCUACGGACCUAGGAACCUUCGACAAGCAGUUGUUUCCCGUGGGACCGCAAAGUGACGGACCUGUUAACUCUUUACGCACAAGGAUACAUCCGGCUAUGCUGCUCACGAUAGGAGUUGGGGAAGUUCAAUCCUGUGAUAAUUUUAAGAUGAGGGUGAGAGGAGCAACAGUGAGGAGGAGGAGGCUGAAGGAGACGCAGGCAGUGUGGGCAACGGCGGUGAAGGUGUUCCGGGGAAUGAAGAGAGCAGCAGUGACGAGGAAGUGGUUGCUACCAACAGUGGCCAAGCUGCAAGAAGGAAACAAAAUAGACGAAAAAGAAAAAGUGACAUGGAAAACAGUGAAACAGACUCAAAGUUCUAAAAAAAACGUGCCAGUGUGGCAAGGGUCCCUCCCCGACAGUGACUCAAUUAGACAGCCCAUUGAUUAUUUCAGAGACUUUUUUGACCUUGACCUUUUAGCGCUUAUUGUCAAUCAGAGCAAUCUGUACAGCACCCAAGAAAACCCCAAUCACGCCCUGAAAUUAGAUGUGAAGGAACUGGAACAGUUCAUUGGAACCGUUGCGUAUAUGAGUGUGAUCCGCUUACCACGCUCUAGGAUGUACUGGUCUAAUGCAUGUCGAGUAAACCAGGUCGCUGAUGUCAUGCCCCGUGACAGGUGGGAAGAAAUCAAACAUUACAUUCAUUUCAAUGACAACACGGCAACCAACAACAGUGACCGGCUGUUCAAAAUUAGGCCACUAAUUGAUUCACUGCUCCCCAAAUUCCAAGCUCUCCCUCAAGAUCAGAUGCUGUCAAUCGAUGAACAAAUGGUGCCAUUCAAAGGCAGAUCUGUUCUAAAGCAGUACAUCCCCAAAAAGCCCUACAAAUGGGGAUACAAAAUCUUUGUUUUGUGCGACACAAAAGGCCUGGUGCACUCUUUUGACAUUUAUGCAGGGACAUCUGAUCCUCCACCAGGUUCACCAGACAUCGGGGCAAGCGGGAACAUCGUGCUAAAACUUGCACAAGUUAUUGAAGGCUCAGUCAACCACCUGCUGUACUUUGAUAACUGGUUUUCCUCACUCGAUUUGUUUGUGGCUCUUGCUAACAGGGGGAUACCAGCCCUUGGCACUGUGCGGGAGAAUCGUCUGCGAGGCUGCAGUUUCAGCAAAGACAAAGAGCUCAAAAAGAAGGGAAGAGGGACAUUUGAGGAGCAACAGGCUGUUGUUGACCGUGUGGAAAUUAGGGCUGUCAAAUGGUUUGACAACAGAGGGGUGAACGUUGCCAGCACUUUUGCAAGUGCCCAGCCUGUUUCCCUCAUAGAGAGGUGGGACCGAAAGCAAAGGAGGAAAGUGUCUGUGGAAUGUCCAAGCAUCAUCACCCUUUAUAAUAAGUUCAUGGGUGGUGUUGAUGCACUUGAUGCCCUAAUCGCCUACUACCGCAUCCACAUCAGGUCUAAGAAGUUCUACCACCGAUUCUUCUUUCACUUCGUGGACAUGGUGGUUGUGAAUGGCUGGUUGCUCUAUCGGUGUGAUUGUGACAACUUGAAUGUUCCACGGAAGAAGCAGAAGGACUUGCUGGCUUUCAAGGCUUCCAUUGCACAGUCCCUCUGCAUGCAAGGCAAAGAUCUGUCGGCCAAAAAGAGGGGGCGACCUUCGUCUGACGUGGAGCGAGAGUUCCAGAAGAAGCAGCGCAGGGGACCAACUAAGGCUAUUCCCACAAAAGAUGUCCGUGCUGAUGCUGUGGGUCAUUGGCCUCAAAUCGACAGUGUGCGGCAACGCUGCAAGUUCCCAAAGUGCACAGGCCACACGAGCUUCAAAUGCGCAAAAUGUGACGUUCACCUGUGCCUCAAUAAGAACAAAAACUGCUUCUGUGCAUUCCACGAGUGUUAAAAAAGGGGGGAAAAAAACAUGUGCACGAACCACGUGUGUGUGUGUGAGGGGUGAGGUUAACCCUAAGGGCUACAUAGUUCCAGAAAAACACUGUUUUUUAAACCUUGUUACAUUGUUACGUGUGUGUGUGUGUGUGUGUGUGUGUGUGUGUUAGGAAGAAGGAUAUGCAUUGAAAAGGGGUGUGUGUGUGUGUGUGUAUGUGCAUUGGAAUAGAAAAUAAUUGCUUCAAAUGAAUGAAAUGCUGUACCUGCCGUUGCAGGUUUAUAUAAAUAAAGUAAAUAAAGGAUGAUAGGAUGAAAUAAAACAUUGAAACAUUGAAAAGGAUUAAAUAAAAUAUCGUUUUUUCACUGUU